This is a messenger RNA of Myiozetetes cayanensis, 1120 nucleotides long. It is a transcript of the gene GDPGP1, whose product is annotated as GDP-D-glucose phosphorylase 1. Gene Ontology annotation, biological process: glucose metabolic process. Lineage: Eukaryota; Metazoa; Chordata; Aves; Passeriformes; Tyrannidae. The record is from RefSeq and is a predicted model, not a curated record. Gene Ontology annotation, molecular function: GDP-D-glucose phosphorylase activity. Gene Ontology annotation, cellular component: cytoplasm.
CCGAGGCCGCGGGUUCGCGGCUGAGCCCGCCCCGCACCGGCGAUGGCCGCGGCGCCGGCGGCGGGCGAGGGGCCGGACCCCGAGGAGUUCGUGUACGGCGAGGAGGAUUUCGUGCUGCAGGCGGCCGGCUGGGACGACCCGGACUCCGCGCUCUCCCGCUUCGACCGAGCGCUGCUGGCGGGCUGGAGCGACCGUAUGGAGAGGGGACUGUUCCGGUACCGGCUCGGGCCGCUGCCCACCCGCGUCCUGCCUGGCCCCGAGCGCCUCGUGGCGCAGCUGAACGAGCAGCGCAGCGCCGAGCGCCGCCCGCCGCAGCCCGUCCGCAGCCUCCGGGACCCCUUCGACCCCGGCGCCUUCAACUUCACCCGGCUGCGCCCCGCCGAGCUGCUGCUCCGCCUGCGCCGCGCCGGGGGCCCGGGGCCGCCGCCCGACCCGCUGCUGGUGGCCAUCAACGCCAGCCCGCUGGAGCGGGGACACGUCCUGCUGCUGCCGGAGCCGGCGCGGCGGCUGCCACAGGCGCUGACAGCCCCGGCGCUGCGCGGGGCGCUGGAGGCGGCGCUGCUCAGCGGCCACCCGGGAUUCCGCGUGGGCUUCAAUGGGCUGGGCGGCGGAGCCUCGGUGAACCACCUGCACCUUCACGGGCUCUACCUAAGCCUGCCGCUGCCACUGGAGACGGCGCCGGCCGAGUCGCUGGGGCCGCGCCUGGGGCUGCUCCGCGCCGGACCCGCCCCCGCGUUCCUCUUCUUCGCCGCCGGCCCCGCGGCGCUGGAGCCGGUGUCGCGGGCUGUGUGCCGGGCGGCGGAGCACCUGGGCGGUGCUGGGCUGGCCUGUAACGUGCUGGCCACGCGGGGCGAUCCGCCGGCGGGCGGCGCCGGCAGCGGCCGCGGCCUGCGUGUGCUGCUAUGGGCGCGCCCGCCCCGCUUCGGCCCCAAGGCGGGCGAGCCCUUCGCCGUGGCGCUGUGCGAGCUGGCAGGGUUCCUGCCGCUGCCCGCCGCGCCGCUCUACCGCCACAUCACCGAGGCACAGGCUCUUAGCGCCAUCCGCCAGCACCUACUGCCCGAGGCUGAGCUGCUGCGCCUCGGCGGAGAGCUGGCGCGGCUGCUGGAGAGCUGACGGGACC